Scylla paramamosain (green mud crab) is the source of this 1624-nucleotide messenger RNA. RefSeq names its product piggyBac transposable element-derived protein 3-like. Gene Ontology annotation, molecular function: sequence-specific DNA binding. NCBI's taxonomy places the organism in Eukaryota, Metazoa, Arthropoda, Malacostraca, Decapoda, Portunidae. The record is from RefSeq and is a predicted model, not a curated record. The transcript has 2 exons.
AUGAAGGAAUAUAAUUAUAUUUUUUUUUCCAGACCCUUGACUUGUGAUGACAUUCUAAGCAUCAAAGAAGAGGAGGAUGUACCUGCCGCAGUGUAUAUAGAACCAACUAAUGGCAUCCUCACUGGCGAAGAUUCUGCAGAAGAUGAGGGUGGGGUCAUAGAUAAUCUCUCAAGUAAACAACUGAAUUCUUUAGCUGAGGCAGUGUUUACGGAUGGGCGGCACACCACAGAUGAUGAUAAAGGCUAUGAAGAAAAAGUUGAUGACCAAGAUAAAAGCAAUGAUGAGCAUGAUACUGCUUUUCGUUGCAUUUCAAGAUACAAGAAGCCUAAAUGGUCUCGAGGCACUAUUCGGACAUCAUUAAAUUAGAUUAGAUAGAUCUUUCCAGAGGCAAAUUAUGCAAGGCACAGAGAUUUUUCCCCUGCUGAGCUUUUUGAACUUUUCUUCGAUGAAGAAAUAUGGAAUCUGAUAGUUGACCAGUCCAUUGUCUAUGUUAACUUCAAGGGAGAAGCUUCGUUUACAGUAACGAAAGAAGAGCUAAAAGUAUUCCUGGGAAUUCUUGUGGCAUCUGGCAUAGUUCCAGUUCCUUCACGAAUAUCGUUUUGGAGAAAUUCAUCUAUAACUAGAACUCCUCACUUGAUAAAACUGAUAAGUACGCUAAGCUUUGCCCACUAAUAAAUCUGAUCUCAUGUAGGUUCGUAGCCCAUUUCCAUCCUGAGAAAUCUGUCACAUGAUGAAGCAAUGAUCGAAUACUUCGGCAAACAUGGAUGUAAGCAAUGUAUCAUAGGAAAACCCAUAAGAUUUGGAUAUAAAGCCUGGUGUCUGAAUACUGACAGUGGAUAUUUAGUUACCUUUGACCUUUAUCAGGGAUGCACAUAUGAACGAAAUCCUGAAAAUGAGAAGACGUUCAGUAAAUGUGCCGCAACAGUUUUAAAAAACAUAGAUUCAUUGCCAGAAGGUAAGAGAAACCUUCCUUAUAAUUUUUACUUUGAUAAUCUCUUCACAUCUUUCCCACUUCUCAAAGAACUACAAGACAGAAAUUUUGGUGGUACAGGCACUAUGAGAGAAAACAGGUGUAAGACAUGCCCUUGACACCAGUCACAAAAAUGAAGAAGCAAAAGAGAGGAAGCAGUGAGUAUGUUGUGGACACAGAAAACAAGGUUACUAUAUGCAGAUGGAUGGAUAAUUCAGUCGUGACAAUUGGCUCAACAGUUCACACAAAUGAGUCUUCACGUAAAGUGAAACGACAUUGCCAAAUGAAAAACAAGAAAAUAGAAGUUGACUGUCCAAAGAUGAUUCAAGAGUAUAUUCACCACAUGGGAGGGACUGAUAGACAAGAUCAAAAUAUAAGUAAAUAUCGUAUUGCGAUUCGAGGGAAAAAGUGGUGGUGGUGCAUUUUUACAUGGAUUAUUUAUGUGGCACUACAUAAUGUAUAGCUUUUACAUAAGAAGUCUGGCGACAAUUUACGGCAAUGUGAUUUCAAGGAAUAUGUUGUUGAUGUAUAUCUAACUAGGCAUGGUAACCCUCCACAAGGUCAAGGACAGCCUAGGUCUAACGAGGCGCAGAGAGGUAAACGCGUAUUUGAUGAUAUUCGUUAUGAUGACAUGAAUCAUUAUCUCACAAAAAC